AUGUCAGUGAUACUUCCCUCAAGAGUAUUCGCCCAAAAGGUUGUUCAAAAUGCAAAUAUGCUUUUCCUUCGGGGCCCGAUUAAGCUCACCGACCAAUUUGGCCUUGUCGAGCAGCUCGAAACUAAAGUUGGAGGCCUCCCAGAGCUAAUGUUUGUAGGGAACACAAACGUUGGUAAAUCGUCUUUGCUCUCGGCGCUGAUGAUGCCAAAAGGGGCACCAAAAGCUACCCCAGGCAAGCCACGAGAUUAUCCGAAUGCAUCAAAACGGCAGGGAUUCACGAGAACACUGAGUUUCUACACAAUAAGCCAAAAGCUCAGGCUGGUUGAUACGCCCGGCUACGGGUUCCGGUCUCAUUCGGCACAAGGAUCGGUGAUGUUGCACUACCUUGAAAACAAUGCUUCCAAUCUUAUAAAGGCCUACGUUUUGAUUCACGCUGGUAAGGGGUUUUCACAACCUGAUGCAGACGUAUGUGAGAUUUUGCAUCAGCACGGUAUUCCCUUCAACUUUGUGCUCACAAAGGCAGAUCUCGUUAAGCAGCAGUCACAAAUUGAUGAGAUUUACGCCCAGACACUGGGAUUUGUGUCGGAACUCGGCGGAAUCACCGACGAUAUGUACAUAACCAGCGCCUCGAGAAGAGACCCGCGAGGCAUCACUGAGCUUAGGACCGGAAUAUACCUGUCGUCUGGUCUUGCCGAAGCACAAGAAAGAAAAUAA
Wickerhamiella sorbophila is the source of this 714-nucleotide messenger RNA. RefSeq names its product MIOREX complex component 8. The coding region runs from base 1 to 714 and encodes 237 amino acids. The transcript has a single exon. Gene Ontology annotation, cellular component: mitochondrion. NCBI's taxonomy places the organism in Eukaryota, Fungi, Ascomycota, Dipodascomycetes, Dipodascales, Trichomonascaceae. The record is from RefSeq and is a predicted model, not a curated record. Gene Ontology annotation, molecular function: GTP binding.